AUGACAUCGGCGCAGGCGCCCGUGCAGGUCAAGCCUGCAUCCGAGAUUACCAAGCAGCAAACUCCCAGCAGGAAUGCGGCCGAUGAGACAAAGACGCAUGCGCCUGCGCCCGCGGCGGCUAACAAAAAAGACUACAAGGGGUUUGUGGCGGGUGUGUUUUCGGGCAUUACGAAAUUAAGUGUUGGUCAUCCAUUCGAUACCGUCAAGGUCCGUCUCCAGACCAGCAAAGAUGGACAUUUCAAGGGACCGUUGGAUUGCACUCUGCAGACAGUACAGAAAGAGGGCGUGAGGGGGUUAUACAAGGGUGCUACGCCUCCGCUGGUCGGAUGGAUGGUCAUGGACUCUGUCAUGCUUGGGUCACUGACACUAUACCGACGACUACUACUUGAGAAUGUCUUUUCCCAAUCUCAUCUCCGCCCGUAUAUACCAUUCUGUCGCAGCCAGCCGGAUCCCAACACCCUUCCCUCCUUCGGACAUGGUAUCGCGGGUAUCAUGGCCGGCACAACAGUCAGUUUUAUUGCUGCUCCGGUUGAACAUAUCAAGGCUCGUCUUCAGGUGCAAUAUGCCGCCGACAAGACCAAGCGCAUGUACAGUGGACCGGUCGACUGUCUCCGCAAAAUUCUCAGCACACAUGGAAUCCGCGGCGUAUACCGCGGCCUCUUCGCCACAAUCCUCUUCCGGUCAUUCUUCUUCUUCUGGUGGGGUUCUUACGAUGUCCUCACUCGCUACUUCAAACAAAACACCAACAUGUCUGCCCCAUUGAUCAACUUCUGGGCUGGUGGUAUCUCUGCCCAGAUCUUCUGGCUCACCUCGUACCCCUCAGACGUCGUGAAGCAACGUCUUAUGGUGGACCCCAUGGGCGGUGCACUGAAUGAUGGACAGAGACAUUUCCGCGGAUGGAAGGAUGCUGCCCGGGCUGUCUGGCAAGAGCGCGGCUGGAAGGGAUACUGGCGAGGCUUUGUCCCGUGCUUCCUUCGCGCAUUCCCAGCAAACGCGAUGGCUUUGGUUGCAUUUGAGGGAGUGAUGCGGCUUAACUUCUAA
Penicillium argentinense is the source of this 1041-nucleotide messenger RNA. RefSeq lists its product as uncharacterized. NCBI's taxonomy places the organism in Eukaryota, Fungi, Ascomycota, Eurotiomycetes, Eurotiales, Aspergillaceae. The transcript is spliced from 5 exons. Gene Ontology annotation, molecular function: transmembrane transporter activity. Gene Ontology annotation, biological process: transmembrane transport. The record is from RefSeq and is a predicted model, not a curated record. The coding region runs from base 1 to 1041 and encodes 346 amino acids.